Medioppia subpectinata is the source of this 765-nucleotide messenger RNA. Lineage: Eukaryota; Metazoa; Arthropoda; Arachnida; Sarcoptiformes; Oppiidae. The record is from the annotation of a GenBank genome assembly.
AUGAUUAGGUCGAGUUCAGGGAUCGGAUCGGCCACUGCUAUCCAUCUGUCGGCUUUGGGCGCACAAGUGGUGAUCACUGGCAGAAACGCCGACAGAUUGCACGCGAUUGCUCUCCAAUGCGACCACAAAUCCACACAAGGCUUAAAAGCGCUUCAAGUGAUCGCCGAUUUGGACGACGAGAAUGACUGCAAACGACUGAUCGAUACGACGAUAAAAAAAUUUACUAAAAUUGAUGUUCUCGUCAAUAAUGCGGCAGAAUUUAACUGCAAUAGUAAUAUAAUAAAUGAUGACUCCAUACACGUCUACGACAAGGUAAUGCGGACUAAUUUGCGAAACACGUUUGUCUUAACACACUUUGCAGUUCCGCAUUUAAUUAAGACAAAGGGAUCGAUUGUCAACAUAUCAAGUGUAUCGGCUUUCAAACCGUUUGCUAAUGCUUUGGCUCACAGUAUGGCUAAGAGUGCUAUCGAUAUGUUUACCCGAAGUCUCGCCUAUGAAUUAGGGCCUCAAGGAGUGCGAGUCAAUAGCAUUAAUCCGGCUCAGAUAAAGACUCCGGUUUACGAGAACUUCGGUAUGAGUAAAGAGGAGGUCGAGAAGAUGUGGUCAGAAGUGAGCAAAAAGUAUCCGCUGGGAAGACCGGGAGAGCCCAAAGACGUGGCCAAAGCGGUGGCAUAUCUGGCGUCGGAUGACUCGUCGUUUGCGACGGGAGUGUCUAUCAAACUGGACGGAGGUUUCAUGGAUUCGCUUCAAUUCAUUUUCAGCUAA